AGUUUCCCUGGUUCAUGGACUGGCUUAAUAUGGAUCGAAAAGUGGGUGGGGAGCAGCGAAAGGAAGGGACCCUAAAUUCCGUGAUCCUGGGCUCAGACCUGGCUGUGAUCGCCCCCCAGGACCCGACGCUGCUCAUCGGCUCCUCCCUCCAUGCUACCUGUUCAGUGAGUGUGAGCGGCAGUGAUGUGCUCACAGCUGAAGGGCUCUACUGGACCCUCAACGGCCGGCGGCUGGCCCCCGAGCUCUCCCAGGUCCUCAACGCCACCACCCUGGGCCUAGCACUGGCCAACCUCAAUGGCUCCAAGCAGCAGUCGGGGGACAACCUAGUGUGCCACGCACAGGAUGGGAGCAUCCUCGCUGGCUCCUGCCUCUAUGUUGGCUUGCCCCCCGAGAAGCCUGUUAACAUCAGCUGUUGGUCUAAGAACAUGAAGGAUCUGACCUGCCGCUGGUUCCCAGGCACCCAGGGGGAGACUUUUCUUCAUACCAACUACACCCUUAAAUACAAGCUUCGGUGGUACGGGCAGGAUAACACAUGCCAAGAAUACCACACCGUGGGGCCCUAUUCCUGCCACAUUCCCAAGGACCUGGCACUAUUCACGCCCUAUGAGAUCUGGGUGGAGGCCACCAACCGCCUGGGCUCGGCCAGGUCGGAGGUGGUCACACUGGACAUCCUCGAUGUGGUAACAACAGACCCCCCACCAGAUGUCCAUGUGAGCCGAGUGGGGGGGUUAGAGGAUCAACUGAGUGUCCACUGGAACUCCCCGCCAGCACUCAAAGACUUCCUUUUCCAAGCUAAGUAUCAGAUCCGCUACCGGGUAGAGGACAGCGUGGAGUGGAAGGUGGUGGAUGAUGUGAGUAAUCAGACCUCGUGUCGCCUGGCCGGCCUGAAGCCAGGCACCGUCUACUUCGUGCAGGUGCGCUGUAACCCCUUCGGCAUCUACGGGUCAAAGAAGGCAGGAAUAUGGAGCGAGUGGAGCCACCCAACUGCGGCCUCCACACCCAGAAGUGAGCGGCAGGGCUCCAGUGGGGCCUGUGAGCCCCGGGGCGGGGAGCCCAGCUCCAUGCCAGUGAGGCGCGAGCUGAAGCAGUUCCUGGGCUGGCUGAAGAAACAUUCCUACUGCCCCAACCUCAGCUUCCGCCUCUAUGACCAGUGGCGAGCCUGGAUGCAGAAAUCCCACAAGACCCGCAACCAGGACGAGGGGCUCCUGUCCUCGGGCAGACGGGGCACGGCGAGAGGUCCUGCCCGGAGAUAAACUGUAGCGAUCCUAGGUCCUGGGCCAGGAGGGCAUCUGCCUACCCCAAUGCCACCUCCAAAGAAUCUAGAAACAUGGAGGGAGGACAUCUGGGGCUCCUCUAUUCUAACCUGAGGAUGCCCCCAAGUUUCCCCAAGCACUGGAACUGUGGAUUCAUCCAGGACACAAGAUGCCCACCUAAGCCAUAGCCCCUGCUCCCAAAAUGGGCAGCCCAGGCUUCUGUGGAGUCACCAGGCAUCUUGACUAUCUGACAAGGAGCUGUCCUCUUAAGGACAGGGCCAGUGUGGGAAAAGAACAAGGCAGGGCUUGGGGGGAGGAGAGGGUAGAGAGACCAAGCCCCUGCCUCUUGCAGUACCCACAGCCCCUCCUGAUUCUGCCCAAUUC
Dromiciops gliroides (monito del monte) is the source of this 1637-nucleotide messenger RNA. RefSeq names its product cytokine receptor like factor 1 (gene CRLF1). Gene Ontology annotation, molecular function: cytokine receptor activity; protein binding. The record is from RefSeq and is a predicted model, not a curated record. Gene Ontology annotation, biological process: cytokine-mediated signaling pathway. The transcript has 9 exons. Gene Ontology annotation, cellular component: external side of plasma membrane. Lineage: Eukaryota; Metazoa; Chordata; Mammalia; Microbiotheria; Microbiotheriidae. Bases 15 to 1253 code for a protein of 412 amino acids.